AAGAAAUAAAAUCAGCCGAACGCUUGUUUGGGGAUGACACAGUCAGAAGACAAGCAGGUCUUUAAUGCUGAGAAUAGGCAGAAUCGACUGAGGAAGCCAACGCAGAUAUGCAAGCCUUCCCUUCACCCGUUUCUUUUCUUUCUUUUUAUCACUUACGGCACAAACCUAUGCAUGUUGAAACGGAAAAAAAAUACAACUCCGAGCAUGCCCCGCUAAAUGCAUAGGAUUGCAUUCUUAAGGUGCAAGAAAAAAAAGGCUUACAACUCCCAGCAUGCCCCCAAAUCGGUUUAUAACUCCCAGUUCCUUGGUAUUUUAUUGGGAUUCUGUGGUGAUUUUGUUGUCUGUACUUGUAUUUCCGCUAAUCUUUAAACUCCCUUGGAGGCUGUUUUGACUGAGAGGUGGGAUAAAAAUCUUGUAAAUAAAGAAGUCAGCUACCCACUAGCGUGACUUGCUGGUCGUAAAAGGAAUAGAGCAGAAUGUACUUAUAAAUAUCAAGACGUCUAGAAACUAAAAGAUGGACCUUUGACAACGCUGACGAGGUGUUUGUCUUUUAGUAUGGGCAGAAUGUAACUCAGUUCAAUUGCAUCACAAAAGCCAGUAUUUUGAAGUCAGCUAUGAGGUCAUCACAAUCUGUCAGGGAGGUGACCAGCAGAUUCCUGCAGCAGGGUUUCCCUUCUGAGCUCAUGGCUGGGCAGGGUCCAUGGCCAGCACAAGAAGGAAAUGACCAAGAGAGAGACUGGAAACUGAAGAGAGACUGAAGUGAGCAAAAGUAAGAAGGCACAUUCCAGAAAUGGUCAGUGUCUGCUUGUGAAGUCUGAUCCAUUCAAAUGUUAUGGUUUCCUCAUAAAAGCAUCCAUGAAAUGACUCUGCUUGGAGGGCCACUGAAAGUGCUUCAGAAAUGCUUCACGUGAUCGGUCCCACCAUAUGGAGCAAUCAUGGGUCAAACCGGAAAGAAAUCUGAGAAAGGACCAAUUUGCUGGAGGAAGCGUGUCAAAUCAGAAUAUAUGCGACUUAGACAACUCAAGAGGUUCAGACGGGCAGAUGAAGUAAAGGUAACUAAGACACCUAAUGCCAAUAAUAAGAGUAUGUUUAAUUCUAACCGUCAGAAGAUACAAGAAAGAACAGAAAUCUUAAAUCAAGAAUGGAAACAACGCAGGAUACAACCUGUACACAUCAUGACUUCUGUGAGCUCAUUGCGUGGGACCAGGGAGUGUUCUGUCACCAGUGACUUGGAUUUUCCAAAACAAGUAAUCCCUCUUAAGACUUUGAAUGCUGUUGCCUCAGUACCCAUAAUGUAUUCUUGGUCUCCCCUUCAGCAAAAUUUCAUGGUAGAGGAUGAGACUGUUUUGCAUAACAUUCCUUAUAUGGGAGAUGAAGUUCUUGACCAGGAUGGAACAUUUAUUGAAGAACUAAUAAAAAACUAUGAUGGAAAGGUGCAUGGAGACAGAGAAUGUGGAUUUAUCAAUGAUGAAAUAUUUGUGGAGCUGGUCAAUGCUCUUGGUCAGUAUAGCGAUGAUGAUGAUGAUGAUGACGACGAUGAUGACGAUGAUGAUGACAAUCUUGAUGGGAGAGAUGAAAAGCAGAAAAAUCGGGAGACCAGCAGAAUAGAGAGCCAUCCUCCUCGGAAGUUUCCUUCUGACAAGAUAUUUGAAGCCAUUUCCUCAAUGUUUCCAGAUAAAGGUACAGCAGAGGAACUGAAAGAAAAGUACAAAGAACUUACAGAACAGCAGCUUCCAGGAGCUCUCCCUCCUGAGUGCACACCAAACAUUGAUGGACCAAAUGCCAGAUCUGUUCAGAGGGAGCAGAGUCUGCACUCCUUUCAUACUCUCUUCUGUAGACGAUGUUUCAAAUAUGAUUGCUUCUUACAUCCAUUCCAUGCAACUCCUAAUACUUAUAAACGGAAAAAUACAGAAACUGCAAUAGAUAACAAACCUUGUGGACCACACUGUUACCAACACCUGGAAGGAGCCAAAGAGUUUGCAGCUGCUUUAACUGCUGAGCGAAUAAAAACACCACCGAAACGUCCAGGGGGGCGCCGAAGAGGAAGGCUUCCAAAUAACACCAGCAGGCCUAGCACUCCAACUAUAAAUGUGUUAGAAUCUAAAGAUACAGACAGUGAUAGAGAAGCUGGAACUGAAACUGGAGGCGAAAAUAAUGACAAAGAGGAAGAGGAGAAGAAAGAUGAGACUUCAAGUUCCUCUGAAGCAAAUUCAAGAUGUCAAACACCUAUCAAAAUGAAGCCAAAUAUUGAACCUCCUGAGAAUGUUGAAUGGAGUGGUGCAGAAGCUUCAAUGUUCAGAGUUCUCAUUGGUACCUACUAUGACAAUUUCUGUGCAAUUGCCAGAUUAAUUGGGACCAAAACAUGUAGGCAGGUAUAUGAGUUUAGAGUAAAAGAAUCUAGUAUUAUUGCUCCUGCACCUGCUGAAGAUGUUGAUACUCCUCCAAGAAAGAAGAAGAGGAAACACAGGUUGUGGGCUGCUCACUGCAGAAAGAUACAGCUGAAGAAGGAUGGGUCAUCCAAUCAUGUUUACAACUACCAGCCAUGUGAUCACCCACGUCAGCCUUGUGACAACUCGUGCCCCUGUGUCAUUGCUCAGAACUUCUGUGAGAAGUUCUGUCAGUGCAGCUCAGAAUGCCAAAACAGAUUUCCUGGUUGCCGCUGUAAAGCACAAUGCAACACUAAACAGUGCCCUUGCUACUUGGCUGUACGUGAGUGUGAUCCAGAUCUCUGCCUGACAUGUGGAGCAGCAGAUCACUGGGACAGCAAAAAUGUGUCUUGCAAGAAUUGCAGCAUUCAGCGAGGAUCCAAAAAGCAUUUGCUGCUAGCACCUUCUGAUGUGGCAGGCUGGGGGAUUUUCAUUAAGGAUCCGGUGCAGAAAAAUGAAUUCAUCUCAGAAUAUUGUGGUGAGAUUAUUUCUCAGGAUGAAGCAGACAGAAGGGGGAAAGUAUAUGACAAAUACAUGUGCAGCUUUCUGUUCAAUUUAAACAAUGAUUUUGUGGUGGAUGCAACGCGGAAGGGGAACAAAAUAAGAUUUGCAAACCAUUCAGUCAAUCCCAACUGCUAUGCAAAAGUAAUGAUGGUUAAUGGAGAUCACAGAAUAGGCAUAUUUGCUAAGAGAGCCAUUCAGACUGGUGAAGAGCUGUUUUUUGAUUAUAGAUACAGUCAAGCUGAUGCCCUCAAGUAUGUAGGCAUUGAAAGAGAAAUGGAAAUCCCUUGAUACCAGCUACCUCUCCAAUAAAACAGCUGCCUUAUCUUCAGGAGUUUCUAGUACUGUGGGCAAUUUUUUUAAAAGAUUGAAUUGAUGCAAUUUGGAAUGCAGAAUUUACAAAGUACUGUACCUGUAAUUUAUAAUGACAAAUCCUAAAAAUCAACUUUUUAUUGCCUUCUCACCAGCUGCAACAUGUUUUGUACCAUUGAACUUUUGCAAUAAUGCAGUGUGGUACAUUUUUGAACCUUGAAUAAAGGAUACUUGAACUUUGAAUUGAAA
Messenger RNA from Varanus komodoensis (Komodo dragon), 3488 nucleotides. RefSeq names its product enhancer of zeste 2 polycomb repressive complex 2 subunit (gene EZH2). Lineage: Eukaryota; Metazoa; Chordata; Lepidosauria; Squamata; Varanidae. Gene Ontology annotation, biological process: chromatin remodeling. The transcript is spliced from 20 exons. Gene Ontology annotation, molecular function: histone H3K27 methyltransferase activity; protein binding. The record is from RefSeq and is a predicted model, not a curated record. Bases 936 to 3218 code for a protein of 760 amino acids.